Molecule: messenger RNA, 3525 nt
Organism: Saccoglossus kowalevskii
Lineage: Eukaryota; Metazoa; Hemichordata; Enteropneusta; Harrimaniidae
Product: speckle-type POZ protein-like
Molecular function (GO): protein binding
Source: RefSeq, a predicted model, not a curated record
GAUUACUGUGAGAAAAAAUAGUUGUUUUUUGUGGCUACAUUAAUGCCCCCAAAUGCGGGUCUGGGCUGAGUUUGUUAUUUUUAUCUGCACAUUUUUAAACUGGAUGAUAAAUCUGCGUAUUCGUUUGGCGCAGUGAAAACAUUUCACACAAGAAUUUGACCGAUAAACCACUGACUACGACGAGGCUGGGUCUGAAUUGCGAGAAAUCGUCUGAACGACGCGAGAGUAGAUUUGUGUGUUGGUGUAUUCUCAAUUCUUUCCUUACUGUUUACAAAUCUUUGUUGGGUAUUGGUUUGAGGGUAUCAAACUGGCGACAUCACGUGUGCCGACUCCUCCUCCAUCUGACAUCAUGUCUUCCCCGCCUGUGGCAGAAAACUGGUGUUAUACUCAGGUGAAGGUGGUCAAGUUCUCGUACAUGUGGACAAUAAACAAUUUUAGCUUCUGUCGAGAAGAGAUGGGAGAGGUGUUAAAGAGCUCAACGUUUUCUGCUGGAGCUAAUGAUAAACUCAAAUGGUGCUUGAGGGUGAAUCCUAAAGGUCUUGAUGAAGAAAGCAAAGACUACUUAUCAUUAUAUUUACUCCUAGUUUCCUGUAAUAAAAGUGAAGUCAGGGCUAAAUUCAAAUUUUCAAUAUUAAAUGCAAAGAGAGAAGAAACAAAGGCCAUGGAAAGCCAGAGAGCGUACAGGUUUGUACAAGGUAAAGAUUGGGGUUUCAAGAAAUUUAUACGACGUGAUUUUCUAAUGGAUGAAGCAAAUGGUCUUUUACCAGAUGACAAGCUGACUUUAUUUUGUGAGGUGAGUGUUGUAGCCGAUUCAGUUAACAUAUCAGGACAGUCGAAUCAAACCCAGUUAAAAGUGCCUGAAUGUAGAUUAGCUGAUGAUCUAGGUAUACUAUGGGAGAAAUCAUCAUUUAGUGAUGUCACAUUAUCAGUGAGUGGCAGAGAAUAUCAAGCACAUAAAGCAAUACUUGCAGCUCGGUCUCCUGUAUUCAAUGCAAUGUUUGAGCAUGAAAUGGAAGAGAAAAAAUUAAACAGAGUUGAAAUUACAGACGUUGAUCAUGAAGUACUUCGAGAAAUGCUAAGAUUUAUAUAUACAGGAAAAGCACCUAAUUUAGAGAAAAUGGCAGAUGAUCUGCUCUCUGCAGCUGACAAGUACGCGCUUGAAAGGCUUAAGGUAAUGUGCGAAGAAGCCUUGUGUACGAACCUAUCAGUAGAAAACGUCUGUGAUGUGUUGGUUUUAGCCGAUUUACAUAGUGCCGACCAAUUAAAAGGAGUAGCUAUUGAUUUUAUUAACAGUCAUGCAAUGGAUGUAAUGGACACCAGCGGAUGGAAAUCAAUGGUACGGAGCCACCCACAUUUAGUAGCUGAUGCUUUUCGAGCGCUCGCAAGUGCACAAAGUCCCUUACUCGGACCUCCCAGGAAAAAGAGCAAGCAAUCAUAAAAGUAAAUGAGACAGGAGUACAACACUGAAUUGUUUAUUACACUUUACACUGAUGAACACACAUAGAUGUGGAAUCAAAGUUUCUGUUGGACAGGGUAGGUCGAACGCCCCUACAUUCCUGCUACAGGGUCAUACCAAUGUGCUGGUGUGAAAAUGCUUGAUAUCGCUACUCUGAUUUGACUAUAUAACCAUAGCGUGGAUGGUGAUGCCAAACUUUUCAUAUGUGGGUGCUUUGUGAUUGAAGGUGGAGCAGCAAUAGACUGGAAGUUCAUCAUCUUCUACUUGAUGUCAUUCCUGCAUAUGGUUGUCAAUUCUUUUGCUACUGGGAUGCCAGGACCUGUAUUUAAUGGCUUGCUAACUGGGGACACCACUCAUCUACGAGUUAUGAUGCGGUUUUACAUUCUCACAAACACUUCCUCUAAGAGGACAGACAGACUGUAUUUUUAUGAGGCUGGAGCCUUAUUUAAGAAAAAAAACCCACAAAAAAUGCACCAUGCUGCAUAUUUGUGCUUAAUUUUUAUAGGAAUGUAGAAUGUUUCAAAGUUUUGUCACAACUCUUUUUAAGGAGUGCUGAUAGUGUUUUCAAUGGUCAAAGGUCAUUAGAAUCUCAAAGUUGUAUUCCCACAUUGCAAAUAUGUAAGACAUCACUACCAGAACAAGCUAAUAACAUAAAAUGUGAUCAAAUGAUGCUGUUCUAGUUACAGAAUAUGAUAGAUUAGAAGUAGAUAUCACUUCUCCGAUUAUUUCAUGAGAGGGUCUUAUCCCUUGACAAACAUAGUAACUGAACAAAGCCUUCUAACUCAGUGUCUAUUUAUUACAAAUGCAGCUUAAAGGGCCAUGGCUGUUGGUCUCAUAUGAACAAAGAUGACGACUUUGACUGUUGCAUAGACCAACAAGUAUACCAAGCUUUACUAGUAACAUGUUUAAAUAUGAAAUUUAUUUGGGGAUCGAAGGAGUCACUGAUGGUAAUUAGUUCACGUCGUUCCCUAGUCAAAAUUUGUAUUUGUGAUUUCCAUUAGAAGAGUGGGAAAAACAAUGUUUAUCAAUGCGAUGACCACCACCCUUUAAUUGAUUCAAGAGGUCAACUUAAAUUCAUAUUCUGUAGCUAAUUUCUAAUCCAAAAUCUCCACAUUUUAACGUGUAUAUAUUUGUCACAGAUUUGAAUUGUGGGAAUGCAACUUUAAGUGCUACUACACUCCACAUUUAACAAUAUAUUGGAGGUUUUCUGGACUAGCUGUGCGGUUCUAGCUAAUCCACUGAGUUACUACACAGCAAUGAUGCCGACUCACCUACAUGUAUGCUGUGUAGUCAUUGGAAAUCUGUAUCUUUUAGAAACUAGCCUCAUACAUCUGUUGAUUUGAGGUCCCAAUGUCAGGACCUCUAACGGUAUCAACUCAAAGUUUCAGUAAAAAGUUAAGAUGGAUAAUUUGGGGCUUAUCUCAAAAUAUUGUUAGAGGCAAGAUAGAUAAGAGAUCAUACACUGUAAAAUGCAAAAUAAAAUUCUAUGCAUACUUAAUGCACCACUUGAGGAACUUCACUCAACUUGUCAAUUUGUAAAUAAUGUUUUUAUUUCAAGCUACCAGCCUUUUUAUACCAAUACCUGCCACUUAUUGAACUGUUGAACUCGGCAGACUGUAAACAAUGGUAAAAUAAUGAUGAUCGUCAUGCGUCUAUCACUGAACAUUGCACACGUCUUGCAUGAUUUGUCAGCGUGCUCAUCGCAUAUUUAAUUGUUGAUUCGCUGUCUGGCACAGUUUUUUUUUUUAUAUUGAUAAACGACUGAUGUCAUAUCUGCGCUAGAAAAUCACCUUCACAUGCCCUUGUCAUAUCUGGUGUAUUCUGUAAACAAUUCAGAUCAUUACCCAUGCGUAACCUUUGACCGUUGUGAAUCUAUCUGUGCACGCACAAAAGUGAGUUUCACAGUUUAUUUAUACCAUUUAUUUAUAUUCAAGUAGAAACAACAGCUACCAAGCAUUAUAGUUUUAAUUAAAAUCAGUUGGACAUUAGAAUUAAUUAUUGCCGGAGUAUAUUUAACAAAGUGUAUCCUGCAUAAGUAAACACUGAAUAAAAAAAUUGUAUUAAGUGUA